Achroia grisella is the source of this 3218-nucleotide messenger RNA. RefSeq lists its product as uncharacterized. Bases 704 to 1324 code for a protein of 206 amino acids. NCBI's taxonomy places the organism in Eukaryota, Metazoa, Arthropoda, Insecta, Lepidoptera, Pyralidae. The transcript has 3 exons. The record is from RefSeq and is a predicted model, not a curated record.
GUCGCGGCUGUGUGCGUGUGUGCUUACAUUAUGCACCGCACCAACACAUGCGGCGGACGGUGAGCGAGGCAAUGAUGUGCACGAAGUAUUAUCCCUUAUUACACGAUUUGCUUCCGCAGCGGCCGCACGUACAAUAGUCGUCAGCCGACCUCUUUUGUCGAUCGGCGUGCGGAGUGCAGAUUUGUUUACAUCUAAUAAUCGGAGCGAUGCAUUAUGCGUUAGUUGGCGCGCUCGUACUGUCUAUCGGUCGAUUAUCGAGUUGCGAGUGAAAUGGACGGCGCCCGUGCGAAGUUUUGAUUAAAAACUUUUGUUAGUGAACUUGUGAACUUUCUGAGGUCGGACUGAUAACGUGAUCUCGGCGAAGCCAAAUUUUCAACUGUGGUUUUUAAACUUAGAACUUAUUGUGCCAUAUGAACUGUGAAAGUGAUUGUUUACGUCGCAUUUCGAACGUUAAUCCAAGCCAAUAAUUUUGUUUUACGCUGGAAGACACAACUUAGUAUUUUCGUGACUUUGAAAAGAAAAUUUUUUGGUGAGGUGGGAAAAUUGUAAAAUUAUUGCAAUUCAGAGAAAUUCUACUACAACGGGAGACAUUAAAAAAGCGUGAGGCACUUAUUUAAAUCGCCGCCGCAGUAUUUAUGCAUAAAAAACAAACGGCAUUCUGUCCACGCUUCUUCCGUAGAAAAAGACGCUGCGAAAGACAAAGAUGGCUAUAGCAUUCAAUCUGCCAAGUGAGAGAGAGGCGAGCGAGGAGAACUUCUCUAGGUUGAACCGACUCCUAGCCGAGUUGUACGAGGUGCUCUGCCACAUCUUGGUAUCAAGACAGCCUGGCCAAGAGGUUCAGGAGAACAGACGAGAUCGCCCAUACUCCGAAUCGGACGUCGAAAGGCCAACAACCUCUAUAGCUCACAGUAGGCGCUCAGCAUCCUCACCUCCACUCACGCUGACCUUCGACACUGACCUGGAAGACGAUGUAUUCGUCUGUCCCAGAACCGACAACGGGAACGAUCCAUUCUCCACUACCAACUUGGAGAUCUUCACGUACGGAAGCCCUAGGACUCCUGCCGGCCUCUUGUUGAGUCCGCGGCGAGAUAGCAGAUUUACGUUUUCUGUGUCGAGUGAGAAGCAUUGGAGGGACAAGGGAGGAACGGACGUGGCUGACGGUGUGACAUCUGAUACAGAUGAGAUCGACGCAGCAUCUCAAGACGACGAUACUUCAUCUGAAGGGUCCCUGCUCUCAUCAAUUUUACCCAACAAAUUGUCCGGCUCCAUCUGUACUGCGGUGCUGUUAAUGGUAGGUUGGAAGUUGUUGUCUACAAAACGAUGAACUAACACUUUCAAACAGUACUUACGGCAUUAUAUACGCAGCAAUGUACAGCGUGCAACGAAUAAUUGUCAUGUUAUUCAACACGACACGCUUUUUCAUAUAAAUAAUUAUUGUAAGUACAUUUUUAUACGUAUAUAAUAAUUUUAUACGGGACGUAAUAACGCACGACUUUGUAUAAAGUUGUGUGAUUAUAUUAUACGUCAAACGGAAUGAAUAUGUAUUUUAUACACAUUUAAAAUGUAUAAAACUUUUGAUCGAACAAUAUUUUGAAUUUAGAAUUUAUUCUUAAUUUAAAUAAUAUGAAUAUCUAAUAAAGACGAUUGUAUUCAGACAAUAUUAAAAACUAUAAAAAUAUGUUCUUAUUUUAAAUAAUUAUUAUAGAAAUAUUUUUUUUAAAUAACCAAAAACGAAAUGUCUUUUUAAUUUUUAUAUAAUAAAAAGUUUUAUACAUUUUAUAAAUUAAUGUAAAAGAGAUACUCGGGGCAGUUUUUAUAUUGAAUGUUUUUAUAUUGUUAUAAUAUGCCAGUGAUAUAAACACUUUUUCAACAUUACUGUAAGAUUAUUGUCAUUCUCAUGCAAAUGUGGUAUUGUUCCAUAAAUGCAGUCCAAUUUGCUAUUUACGAUUCUUGUUGAGAUAAUUAUUAAUAAUUAAAACGUCAAUUUAACAUUCCGCUUUCGGUGUUGAAAUAUAUCCAUAGUUAUAUAAUAUGCGUACAUAUAUAAAAAUAUUAUUACGUAGUUAUAUAAUAGUAUAAAGUAUAAUAUUUUGUAAAAUGGACCAGCUUCUUUGAGAUUGUAUAAAAUAUGUGUGAUUAAGUAAUAGAUUUUAUUUAACGAAAAAUGUAAUAAAAUGUCCGUUUUUCCACAAAUUGUUCCAAAGAGGGCAAACCUAAAAUAUAUCAUCCAUUGAUCUCAUUUUAUUAUUUUUUUUAUUUGUAAUAAUGGAAAUGUUUAUUUUAGUGAUAUUGUAAUGUAUUUAAACUUAAGCCAGUUGGUUGGGGUUCGUGCCAAGUUGUUUACGGUGGAGAUUUUUAUAAGAGAUGGAUAUUUUAAUAUUACAUAUAAUUUUAUUGGUGUAAAUAAUUAGUUAUAAGAAUAAAAUUAAUUGUCCUGGUUGUAUCUGUUUAAAAUAAUUUUUGUACAUUCGCAAAAUAUUAAUAUUUUAAGAAAAUAUUAACGUUUUGGAUAUUCAUCGGAGUAUGAAGAGGUAUAAGCAAGGGCAGAUACGACAAGGCAUGUGUUAAAAUCGCACUCUUAAUAAUGAACUGUAGUAACUCAAAAUAUUUACACAUAUGAAAAUGUAAUUUAAAGUAUUGCUUUAUGAUCCAAUUUCCAAAAUUUAAGAAUAUUCACUUAAUGCUCUUUAUUAUUAAGCAUCCGAUAUAUACAACAAAAUAACCAUACUUAAACAGUUAGAGCAUAUAUUUCGACUAAUUGUUUGGACUCGAAAAUGCAUGUAGCUAUAUAAUAUAAUUUAAAUAAUACUCUAUUAGUACGAUGCUAGUUGAUUACUCGUAAAUUUAAGUUUUUGAGGCUUUGAAUUACUCUUGUCUCAAUACUUUAAUGUUAUUAAAAAUCCCGUUAAUUAAUGUUCAAUUGGUUUAUAAUAAACAGUUUAUUUUUGUAGCACAUUGGAAAAUAAUUUUCAUUGAUAUAGAGUUAUAAAAACUCGUGAGUACCCCAAUCUCACAUAUGUUAGCUUGGCUUUGUCUAGAAGGUCUGGGACUGCAGGGAUCCCUCCCAAACAAUCUCUCAUCUCCUGUAGUACUCUUUGUGUACAUCAUCCUUGACGAAGAAAGACCUGAACGAAGCGAAUGAGUCAUUGAAUUUGCCAAGUUCUGAUCUAAACAUAUUUAUCUUUAUCAUUGACAAAAUUCGACCUAUGUCAGUCGCU